Messenger RNA from Pyricularia oryzae 70-15, 885 nucleotides. RefSeq lists its product as uncharacterized. NCBI's taxonomy places the organism in Eukaryota, Fungi, Ascomycota, Sordariomycetes, Magnaporthales, Pyriculariaceae. The coding region runs from base 1 to 885 and encodes 294 amino acids. The transcript is spliced from 2 exons. The record is from RefSeq and is a predicted model, not a curated record.
AUGUCCCCUCACCACGUUGACCUCCGUCAAGAGCAGCCACGGCCUGCCGCGUCCGGCGCCACGGGCGAUCACUCCGGGCAGCGACCCGUCAUAGUAAUAAUCCCCGGCGCCUGGCACCACCCUGUCCACUACAAUCUGCUUGCCAAAGGUCUCCGCCAGCUUGGUUUUGAAUUCGAGGUCGUUGAGCUCAGCACCAUGGGCGAGCCGGAAGCCAUCGUGGGCAAAACGCACCACGACGACGUCAAAAUCGUCCGGGACGCCAUUCAGCCCCAUCUGGACGCCGGGCGGGAGGUGGUCCUCGUACCCCACAGCUACGGCGGCUUCGUGGCCACGGACGUUGCUGCGGGCUGCACCGUCGAAGAAAGGCGUGAUGCGGCGGGCGGCGAUGACGGGUUGGAGGUGGGUGGUCGGGGCGGCGUCAAGGCAGUGGUUUACAUGGCUUCUCCGGUCACGUCUGAGAAGGGCGUAGGGCUUACGGCUGCGUGUGAGCUCGUGAGGGGGGAAUACCCAAUUCUCAUUGAAGGCUUCGUCAAUGUAGAAGAAGACGUCUCGCGCACUACCGACGAGAGCUGGAGGGUCCUCUACCACGGCGUGGAUGAGAAGCUGGCCAAGGAGGCGUUCGCCGCGACGAGCCGCCACCACAGCUCCAGCAGCUUCAUUUCCGAGGCCGCCGCCGGUGGGCGCGACCUCCGCACCGCGUUGACGUACGUAAUCACCGGCGAGGAAAAGUUCAUCCUGUCUCCUACGGUGCAGCACAGGAUCGCCGACAGCCUGGGGCCGCGGUGCACGAAGCAGGUGCUGGAGGGUUCGGGCCACGCGCCGUGGAUGCAGCCAGAGCUGUUGCCUAGACUGUUGGAUAUCAUCGAGGGGGCUGCGCAAGGCUAA